GGGAAAGAGAAAGGUGUGUAUAUGAAAAAAAAGGAGAUUGUUGAUGCGUUUCCAACGACGACGUGAUCGUCCUCUCUCCUCCUCCUCCUCCUCCUGUAUUAUUACAAUUUCAUCUCCUCUUUUCCCAGAUUAUCAUCAUUGUCUUUGUCUCUCUCUAGAUUCUGGCUUCUCCUCGUAUCAGAACCAAGAUCCUCUGUUCUAAUACCGACAAUGGCAACGGGAAACAAAGGAAGACAACUGCCAAAAUUUGGGGAAUGGGACGCGGCGACUAAUCCAGGCGCCGCCCAAGGAUUCACCGUCAUCUUCAACAACGCUCGCGACGACAAGAAGACCAAGAAAACAGCCGUGGCAGGACCUGAGAGUCUUGUUACACCUCAAACAAACAACGAGCCUCAACAGAACAACAACCAUCGUCAUCAUCGUCAUCAACAGAACAACAACCAUCGCAAGAAACGUAAUUCGUCGCCACCCCCACGUGAAAAGAAGAAAUGGCUUUGCUUCUAUUGAAUCUGGUUCGGGCUCUGUUUUCAAAAAUCGCAAUGGUAAGUAAGGAAGCAGAUCGGUUGAGCAGAGUAGUUUUCAACAAAUGACAACGACAAAAACCUUCUGUUCGUGUUAGAUUGUUGUUAACUUCAAUUCUUCUUCUUCUUCUUCCUCUUCUCGUCGAGUUUCUCUUUUCAACUUUGUUUUGGCCACACAUUUGGGUGUAUUAAUUAAAUAUACAUUAUUGUUCUUGCUGCUUCUUGGUUUGAUUUUAUAAAAUGUUGACAAUGUUCUUU
Raphanus sativus (radish) is the source of this 779-nucleotide messenger RNA. Its product is annotated as protein NOI4-like. The record is from RefSeq and is a predicted model, not a curated record. The transcript is spliced from 3 exons. Lineage: Eukaryota; Viridiplantae; Streptophyta; Magnoliopsida; Brassicales; Brassicaceae. Bases 211 to 507 code for a protein of 98 amino acids.